Molecule: messenger RNA, 2073 nt
Organism: Benincasa hispida (wax gourd)
Lineage: Eukaryota; Viridiplantae; Streptophyta; Magnoliopsida; Cucurbitales; Cucurbitaceae
Source: RefSeq, a predicted model, not a curated record
CUCACCGCUAUGGCAUCGUGUCAAAUACCUAGACAUGCACACACGUUACGAAUACUAAGCAGAUAAAGAGUAAAAAAAAAAAAAAAAAAAGUUAAGCCAGGUGAGGAAAAUACUUCGCAGUUCGCAUCGCACCUCCACUAAGCUGCUGCAGCUGGAUUUUAAGACCAGAUUGCUUCCCAUCACAAUAAAUUGGGAAUUUGGCGCGAAAUGAAGGGUGCUAGAACAGGAACAACAGGAAGGAUGGAUCUGGAUGCAGGUCCCUCGGAAAAUACACAACGUUGGGCGAGGUUUGUAGCCACAUGCUUGAUUGGAGGGGUAGUGAUCGGGAUAUCACUACUGGGCUUACAUUUUGGGGCUCCUCAUCAGCCGUCGCUGAGGAUAUGGAGGAGGAAAAAGAAGCCCAUUCGCGUAUACAUGGAUGGAUGCUUCGACAUGAUGCACUACGGCCAUUGCAACGCCCUCCGUCAGGCUAGAGCCCUUGGGGACCAAUUGGUCGUUGGCGUCGUUAGCGAUGCUGAAAUAACCGCCAACAAAGGCCCUCCUGUUACUCCUCUUAACGAAAGGAUGAUUAUGGUCAAUGCUGUUAAAUGGGUUGAUGAGGUUAUUCCGGACGCGCCUUAUGCCAUAACUGAAGAUUUUAUGAGAAAGCUGUUUGACGAGUACAAGAUAGAUUAUAUCAUUCAUGGUGAUGACCCUUGUGUUCUACCUGACGGAAGUGAUGCUUAUGCACUAGCUAAGAAGGCAGGUCGCUACAAGCAGAUCAAGCGUACGGAAGGAGUUUCAAGCACGGAUAUUGUAGGUCGCAUGCUCCUCUGUGUAAGAGAGAGAUCUAUUAGUGACAAUCAAAAUCAUUCAUCAUUACAAAGACAAUUUAGUCAUGGUCACAGCCAAAAACUUGACGAUGGUGGAUCUGGAACUGGAACUCGCAUCUCUCAUUUCUUACCAACUUCUCGUAGAAUUGUUCAAUUUUCCAAUGGGAAGGGUCCAGGACCAGAUGCUCGCAUCAUUUAUAUUGAUGGUGCAUUUGAUCUUUUCCAUGCUGGACACGUGGAGGUUGAUGACGGGCUGUUGGAAUUGAAUGGGUGGAAUCUGAAAGGGGAAGCUAAGGUGGUGGGGAGUUGCACCUUCAAAGCUCUCUUAUGGCAUCUAUGGAAGGAGAGGAAUGCUAGAACUUUUGAAGAUAAGUCGUUGAGUUUUGGUUCCUUUUGUAGUUUAGUUCAAAACAUAUCAUCUUGGUGGAUUUCUUUAUAUACGUAAUUAUUUUAUAAUUAUAACCUCAUCAUGAUUUUUAACAUUUGAAAGACUAUUCGGUAUUUUUUUAUUUUUUUUUAUUUUGGGGGUGCGGGUCUCAACCCCUAUCCUUAGGUUCCUCUUUUUUGGGAAUAAACUUCUCUUUUGUUUCUAAUCCACAAAAAAAGGAAGAUACAAUUGAACUUCGAGUGAUUUAAUAGAUACAACUCCUAAAAUUUAGGGGUAUAAAUUGGUAUUUUUCCAAAUGUAUUUGAUGUUAACAAAUGUUAACUUAUAAAAUAAAAAAUACAUAAAGUAACAAAAGAUUAAUAUAAUUCAUUUAUUAGAAGUAAGAUUAAUGAUAUAUUAUCAUUAAAUUUUAUUUCCUGAUGUAUUUUUUUUAAAUUUUAAUAAUUUAAUUUAUGUUAAUUAAUAAUAAUUAGGUACAGUGAAAUGAUUGAUGAUUAAAUGGAAAUAAACCACAUCAGCUAAGAAAAUAGUAUGGUUUUUAAUUUUAAGAAAAUUUAUUUAUAUUUUAGGAAAAUUAUUUUAAAUGACAAAACUACUGAAAAUAUUUAUAAAUAAUAGUAAAUAUUAAGUCUAUCUGCGAUAGACUGCGACGUCUAUCGCAGAUAGAUAGUGAAAUUUUGCUAUAUUUGUAAAUAUUUUGAUUCAUUUUCCUAUAUUUGAAAACAAUCCCUUAUUUUAUUUGAUGGGUAAGAAACUACAUUUUGGUUGAGAGAAAAAGAAAGAACAUAGAAGGGUAACCCAAAAACAACAUCAACAAAAAGGAGUUUGAUCUUAACUACAUAAAAGGACUCAAAUAAAUAAAUAAUAAAAAAA